Adineta steineri is the source of this 267-nucleotide messenger RNA. The record is from the annotation of a GenBank genome assembly. Lineage: Eukaryota; Metazoa; Rotifera; Eurotatoria; Adinetida; Adinetidae.
AUGUUUGCUAUUAAUAUUACUGUAGCAAGAAGUACAAGUAAAAUUCCUUCUGAAGUAGUACUUGGUGAAUAUCCAUGUGCUAAAGAUUCUGUUUUUUUUUGGACAUAUAUUCUUAAUCAUCAACAACUAGGUGAUGUGAAUUCGAUGAUUAUAGAAGAAGAUUUAUCUGAUGAUACUGGGAGUAUAGUUAAAGAUGUCGAUGAUGUUGAGUCUCAAUCAGCUUCUGGUCAAAUCGAUAAUGAUAAAAAAACAGUCAAACAUAAUUGA